GGCUUUCUUCUCUUCUAGCCUUUAGCCAUGACUGCCAAGGUUCCUCAGUGGCAGAGCUAUCUUCAAGUGAUUCUGUCUCGUGAGGACCAGAGAAUGGAGUAUUUCCAGAAGGCAGAGAAUAUUCUGCUCAUUGUGCUGGAAAGAGUCAGUUCCAUGGACCCUAGGUUCAUGGUUGAUUAUUCAAGAAAUCUGGAAGCCUUGGAAUUUGCACUCCGUGCCACGGAAGAUGAAGUAACUAUGGAGGUUCCUUUGUGCAUUGAUGCUGAUGCUCUUCUUGUACAGGAGUGUUCAGGUGAACAGAGUGACUCUGAAAAAGUUACGUAUGGAAACUACCAGAUGCCAGGCUCUUGCUAUUUGGCAGUUCCGAAGGAAGGAGAUCAGCUGGAAAAGUGGACCAAAGAAGAUGUAUUCAGUACAGUAGGCAGCACUGAAUCCAGUGGCCACAUUGUACCAGGCAAGAUCCUCCGACUUCUGAAAGACCUGCUUGUGGCUGCCAUUGUUCACUGCAAGCGUCAGUUCCUCAUCAAGCCAGGUGAACUCAGCGCAGAGAGGCUAAAGGAAGAUGAUAUGCAACUUCCAUUGCUGAUAUCCAGUGGCUGGAAAAUGAUCUGCUUCAACAUUGUCCCUGUAGUGAGAAAAAAACAGAACGCUCUGAAGUUCAACAACAAUUUGCAAGACAGAGGUUUUCCAGAGGGCAUCAUGUGGAAAGUCACUCAGGAGGCUGACUACAUCCCUGCCAGUUACUAUCACUGGAGAUAUUCUACCAAUCGUCCCUCCCUGAAACUGCUUCAGAUUGUGAGCACCCUAAAGGGUUACUAUCUGGACAGUCUACGUCUCCUUGACCAAGUCAAUCAUGAAUACUGGAGAGAUGAAGACAAGAAAAACUGUCUUACUUUUCACCACUUAAAGAUGGUGUUGCUCUGGGCCACUCGCUUUUUCUCUUCCCCCGAAGACUGGAUGAACCUGGAAGGGUCAGUGUAUCGUCUUUUGGUGAUUUUGCUUUGCUGUUUAGUGACCAACAAUCUCCCACAUUUCCUGUAUCCUGAACAAAAUCUGUUCCAAGUAGAAGGUGCUGACCUGAGUUCAUUGUACCCUAAAGUGGAGACCUUUGCUAACAACCCUAAGCGUUUCCUGAAGUUCCAUUUUGCUGGAACAGAACACAAAGCACACCACCAGAUAGACAAUGAUCUCAAAGCCUUACUUCACCUCCCAGCUGAAGAUAAAGCCUACUGGGACACUGCUUUUUUUGAUAUGCUGCUUAAUAAGUUUCAGAUGUAUGAGAUUACGGACACACAGCGAGUUUCCGCUAUGUCAAACACCCUGUCAAAAACCAAGAAAAAGGUGACUAAUCAGAGAUGAAAACAUGGAGAUGAAAAUCCCUGGAAUCCCUGACUGGAUUUGCUUAUUCAGCUUAUUUUCUGUGAUAAAAAUCUGUCUACUUAAUAGAACAAGUGAAUGCACACAGUAUGAGCAAGUUUUUUGCACAAUGUAAUAUACAAUCUGAAAGUAUUUUGAAUCUCAGAGAAGCAAGAGCUGUGAAAUACAUGGAGAAAGGUGUAAGCUACUUCCACAUCCAGCAAGGCAGAUUUCCUUUACUGCCUUCCAUCUUUACAGACCUGGUGAUAACAAGGACAGCAGAUGUACUUGCCCUCACACAAGUGAGGCCUUUUUGUGUUAAAGCUCAAGAUGCUCUAUCUGAAGGAAAAACAAACAGGCUACUGUUUCUGUAGGCUGGUGACUUAAGGGGGGGGGGGUUCUACUGCUCCAGAAAGAGUUUCUAAUCCAGCUCCUUCCUUUAUCCCAAAGUUCUAAAGAGCGUAUUCAGAGUAUAUCUGAUUCCAUAUCCCUGCAAUACAGAGUACAUCUGUUUAGAGGACCGUAUUUGUGGGCUCUAUCUGUGCAUGUUUAUGUAUGCUUUAAUAGCAGAUGUGGGGACUCUGACAGUUCCAGCCUUAGUGGAAUUGCAUCCAACUACAACCUAUGUUCCUGAUGCUUUUAUGUGGAUCUGGUUACUUGUAACAUUCAUUAUACCUCUGCUAAUUCUUAUUUGUGGGAAAGUGUACAAUAUUAAAGCAGUCCU
Molecule: messenger RNA, 2080 nt
Organism: Sphaerodactylus townsendi
Lineage: Eukaryota; Metazoa; Chordata; Lepidosauria; Squamata; Sphaerodactylidae
Gene: MAB21L4
Product: mab-21 like 4
Exons: 5
Coding region: 28-1359 (443 amino acids)
Source: RefSeq, a predicted model, not a curated record